CGGCUGUCAUCCGUGCGACCGCCGCACUUGCGGACGCGCCCGAACAGUGCCUGGCCUCCUGGACUUGGCGACCGCAUGCCGAUCCUCCGCCGCACUUGUUACCGCUGGGAUGUGCGAGACCGGGGCCCUGUGCCGCCCGCGGGACCUGAAGGAGGUCCUGCAGGGACAUGAGCGCCCGGCCCGUGGGCGUCCCGGCGCCCGACAGUGUGUGAGUGCAAGCAAAGACGAACGGAAAUGAGGUGUUGUGCUGAGGACAAGCAGGUGAUCGCAGCACCUGAGUGCAAGGGGAGGCGGACGGCAGUGUCUCCCUCUGAUUGAUUCUCUGCGCAGGAAUCUGGCGAACGUUACUCAGCUGUUCCCCCGAACUCUGGCGCUCGUGCCGUCACCUUCACCCGUGCACGGCUCGUACGUGCACCUCAGGCGACGGUGUGUGUAGUGUGUGUGGGCCUCCGCCUGUCUCGCGCGUGCACUUCCAGGAGCACUUUCCUCCCCUCGCGGCAGCCGGGAAGGACCCUCGCCUGCGUCGCGUCUCACCUUUAGCUCUCCACGGAGACUCUUCGGAUCAUAUUCGCGGUCGCCACAAGAAUUCAUUGCAUCUGCAACCGUACGUGAGGUUUCCAGUCCGCCUCCGCCUCGACGGCUCAUCAGGUUGAGGUCCGGCCCCGAGCUCCCCCCCCCCUGAGUGUGGAGCUUCCUGCGCCUCGGGCGGUGAGCUUCGUGUUUCUCUCUCGCGCCGGAGCCUCCUUCUGCGCCGCCGCCACCGCCUUCACUACCUACUGUGAUAACGCCGUGUCCUUCGGAAGAUUGUGAUCUCCGACGCUCGUUCAUUUUUCCUCCGGUCUCUGCGGCGGGUAGGGUACCUCAACCACCCCCCUCCCCCCGCGAAGCCGCCACGCUACGAGAGCUACGCCCGUGCUGCCUUAUUCUCGCGACGCCCGCCCUCGGAACGCACUCCGCCGCGGCCGCCACCACUGCUCACACUGCUCUACCUGACGCCCGCGCCCACUAGUUCCUGAGUAGACGACGCCGCUGCCGCCGCCGCCGCCGCCGCCACCGCCAUCAUGGGGCGCAAGAAGAUCCAGAUCUCCCGGAUCACAGACGAACGGAACAGACAGGUAACCUUCAACAAGCGGAAGUUUGGAGUAAUGAAGAAGGCGUACGAGCUCUCAGUGCUGUGCGACUGUGAGAUCGCACUCAUUAUAUUUUCGUCCUCCAACAAACUUUACCAGUACGCGUCGACGGACAUGGACAAAGUGUUACUCAAGUACACGGAGUACAAUGAGCCACACGAGUCUCUCACCAACAAGAAUAUCAUUGAGGCUCUGAACAAAAAGGAACAUAAGAAUGGCUUACAGUCUCCCGACUCCCCAGACGGCGAACAAGACUACACCCUGACCCCACGCACCGAGGCCAAGUACAACAAGAUUGAUGAAGAAUUUACACUCAUGAUGCAGCGCAACCAGAUCAACGGAGGCACUCGACCCUAUCUUGCGGCACAGCAACCGGUGGGACUGAACAACUACAACAUGGCCGUGACCGUUCCCGUAAACAACACCGCGUACGACCCGGCCCUCAUGCAGCCGUCGCCGCAGAUGUCUCACGCCUCACUGUCCCCGCGCCCCGGAUCUUCCAGUGGUAUGCUGGACAUGAACGGCUCCAACGGCUACCCCGGCUCGACGUCACCUUUGCCCCAGGGAGGAGCGCCCUCACCCGGACUCCUCACUCGACCGCACUCCUCCAAGACCCACUCGCCUACCAGACCGAACCUCCGCGUCCACAUCCCAAACCCUCAAGGACAGACGAAUCCCCGGCCGGGCUCUCCCUCACUGAACACUCCUGUAGUAUCACAUCAGGCGACACCCGGAAACCCAUCGACGACAUACUCACCUCUCAACACAUUUCCACAUCAGGACUUCCAGCUAAAUUCAGACAUUUCUCUUAACCCUCUCAAUUCCCUCAAUUCUCUUCAUCAGUGGAACCCGGGCUCGUUGGGAAUGUCGCACUCUGGCUUGCCACACCUCAGCGUCAGUUCCUCGACUCCGCCUCCAGCCUCGUCGCCGCCGGUAAGGAUCAAAUCAGAACCCAUCAGUCCUCCACGAGAUGCCAACUGCGUCCCCGCCUCCCACCUGCAAAGACCAGCAUCCACAGACCCCGGUCACCUGUCGCCCGCACCGCCGUCACACUUGGGUCCAUCUUCCAACCAUCCUGUGCACACACAUUACAAUACACUCUCAGGCCAUCUAACGCCAACAUCACACGCAUCGCCUGAUGGAACCUCACACCACACCGAGUAUGAUACUCCGUUGAGCAAACGGCCGAGGCUGACAGAGGGCUGGACCACAUAGUGAGGUGCAACGAGUGCCAGCACGUGCACCAGUGAGAGGACACUCAGUGCUGCGUGAUCAGUGCCUGGCGGGCAGGGGGCGCCGUCCCCAGGGCCACACUAGCCCUCACAAUCGUGCCCCCACCGCCUCUGCCUCUAUGGACCACAACGGUUGUUAACUGUACAAAAAGACUUGGGGAGCAGAGUGUGUGUCCUUCGCCAUGUGUGUGAGUGUCAGUGCCGCACUACCGUGACAGUGCCAAGAGAGGAGCUACAAGCCCUGCUCCCCGGCCUCCUGUGUUUGUGAAUCACAUUCCCUUACUCCCUUCUGCCAGUCCUGCCCCAGCCUGCCUAACUGCAACAGCCCUCCAGCCAAUGGGAACUGGCAUAAACGAGGUGAACUCUGUCCUUGGUAGCCUUAGUAAUAAAGGCUGAGGGCUGUCAUGGUCUGCUGCCUAGUAGCAGAGAGAAGCAAUUCAUUGCCAAUCUGGUUUGAAGCAGGAAUGUUCAGUAGCCGUCACAUGCUUGAGUGAAUUGUGCUGCUGGCCAUCUUCUAGUUGGGGUUGCCUUCUAUCCAUCUGAGAGAAAGCCUCGGGAUACAUUCUGAUCAUCUAAAAGAUGGAUUUCAGAUGGCUCCUGCUUGUCUCAAGAGAUGGCUUCCAGAUGCCUCCUGCCCAUCUGAGAGAUGACCUCAGGAAGCUUCUUGGCCAGUUGAAACAAACAUUUUUCAUUGCCAUGGUAACAUCAUCUGCAGAUCACAACUGUCUGUCACCACCACCUAUGUACUUGUUAGUUCUGGCUCAAUGUAAAUAAGCAAAAGACAUGAUUAUUUUUACUCUUUGUACAUAUUGGCCUAUAUGAUAAGAAUGCCUGGUACCUGUUGUGUGGUCGCGUUGGAGGUAGGGAGAGUCAGCCGCUGCUGCUUCCCAGGCCAGCCCAUGCGGCCGCCUUCUGUACCUCUCGUAUGGUCUUUCUUUGUACCUUGUGCCUCACCUUACUGUGUAAGAAGUUGUAGCCUCUAGUAACUGUGGACAGUAGUGCGUGGCCGGUGUGAGCUGCGUCGUGGUGUGGUGGUGGUGGCAGACUGGGGAUGGCAGACUGGCGGUAGCAGCUGUGGGCAUCACUAGGCCCUGUAUGUGUGCCUUGCUGGCCGCCAUCGUUCCUGCAGUUCCAGGUGGCCCAACAGCGCUGCCACCCACCGCUCUCCAUGGCUGCUGCCACCCGCCACGGGGCUAGGCCCACAGGAAGGAGGAGCCAGCUGUACCAUACCAAAUACAACACUAACUGUCGAUACAUAAACAUUUAGACUGUGUUGACUUAACGUUGUUUGUAUAAAUACAAAGUCUAGAUUCUUAAUAAUUUAUAUGAUACUGCUAAUGUAUAAUUCUUCAAGAAAUGUUUAUAGUUAUAUUUGAUUAUAAUAAAUCAAAACACCUAGUUUCUAAGCAAAGACACUAAAACCCAUUACCCUAAGCAUAUGUUGCACCUUGUCGUGGCGUGAUCACCGUGUACCACAGGCCGGCGUGCUGGGGCUCUGUGGGCCUGGGGGUAGUGGGGCCUGGAAACUAUUUUCCUCAUACUCACGCAGUAAAAGAAAAAGGAAGAAAAUUUAUAUAAAAAUGUAUGUUCAAUGUAAUAUCAAACAUUGUACAUUAAACAAAAAAAGAAAAAAAAAAUGUACAUGAAAACUUUCUUGUAAAAAAAAAACUAAAAAACACAAAAAAAACAAAAAAAAUAUAAAUAAAUAAAAAAAAAAACUUUGUAGAGGCCGACAUUGACUUCCAUUUGUAACCUGUCAAAAAUAAAGGGGUUUUGUUUUUGUAAAUCUCACAAUGGCUCACCUUCAAAGAACAUAAAGGAUUGGUCUUAUUGUACAAAUAUAAGGAUAUUACUAAUAUCUGUGAUGUAUAUAGUGCAAUUCAGUGGGUACCAGGUACUCCAGUAAACAUGGAUUGUACAUGAUCAAUAUUUUCUGAAAAGUCAUGUACAUUCUAUAUCUACAUAGCAGUGUGUAACUGUUUAUGUAUUGAUAAUCACCCCCAUAUGGAUUACAAGUCAUGUAUUUUAACAUUACUCAUUGGGUUGGCUUUGGGCUUGAAUGUUUUACUUCAUAUUCUUGUAUCCAGUUUUAGUACGACUGACCCUUUAUUCUAUCUAUAUGGCUUCAAAAGAGCACAGGGAGAAUCACUGUCCAUAUGAUCAUGGUGCAUGUAAUGGUUUAUAAAGUAUUAUAUAGAAGAAGAAAUAAAAGCUACCGCAGCCUGUCUCCCAAGGGAACGGGUCCAGAAGCAUCUGGUCGCGCUGAGGCCAGUAUGACAUUCUUUCGAGGCACAUCCAGAAGUCCCCAAACCCCCCUCCCCCCUACCAGCAGCCCCCCCGUCCUUAUGUUCUGACAUCAACAAGUUACAUGUUUGUGUAGAAUAAGUAUACUAUUAAUAUUUUUUUGUUAGUGAAAUAGAAGCAUUUUGUGUGAAUUUUGUCAUGUUAUUCAAUAAAAUGUGAAUAACAUA
Messenger RNA from Penaeus indicus, 4833 nucleotides. It is a transcript of the gene Mef2, whose product is annotated as myocyte-specific enhancer factor 2-like. Lineage: Eukaryota; Metazoa; Arthropoda; Malacostraca; Decapoda; Penaeidae. Gene Ontology annotation, biological process: positive regulation of transcription by RNA polymerase II; cell differentiation. The transcript has 9 exons. Gene Ontology annotation, molecular function: RNA polymerase II cis-regulatory region sequence-specific DNA binding; DNA-binding transcription factor activity, RNA polymerase II-specific; protein dimerization activity. Bases 1062 to 2345 code for a protein of 427 amino acids. The record is from RefSeq and is a predicted model, not a curated record.